GAGGAGAGAGAGAGAGAGAGAGAGAGAGAGAAAAAAGAGUGAGGAAGAGAAAGAGGAGCAGGAUCAGGAUACCGUGCGAGAUCGAGCAUCGAAAUCAAAUCAGAUAUCAGUGAAAAGAAGAACUCGACAUAUCCGCGGAGCGCCGAGAAGAAAGAAGCUGCUGGACUUUCGGGGAAUCGCAAGCCGGCAAAGUGGUGCGACGAUCGGUGUCAUUGUCGUAGAAUCGUUAUUCCCUGCCACCCGGGUGACUUCACAGUCGUUACUUUCUUCUCUUUCGACCGCGAACCGACCCGAGUGCGCGCACGACGAUGAAACUGUCGAUCGGCGCGGCGAUACUGUGCGUUCUGGUCAUCGUGCUGCUGCCGGGAGCGACGUAUGCCAGACCUGCCGAUUGGCUACUCAGCCGGCAGAAACGACUGUCCGAUCAGAGACUCGCCGAGCUCGAGACACUGUUGGCGCUGCAGAGACUGAAGGGCAUCGUCGUCCCAGUGGGAUACGGAAAAGUCGACCCGGCUCUCCUAGGCCGCCGGCGAAGAUCCAUCCCGGAGGACGAUCUUCGAAAGCUGCAGCAUCUCCUACUGAUCGUCGGCCGAGACGCGGACUUGAGCGCGGACCAGUCCGAUCAAUUUCGUCCCUUACCUUGGAAGGAGGAUCCGCAGGAGGCGCAGAGGGACUAUCAGCUGAUUUAAUUCAGAAGCUCGACGGCGCUCGAGAAUGAGGCGAAAGUCAGGAAAGUGCGGCGAGAGAGAAACGGAGGAAAGACGGGGCGGGGUGAGAG
Harpegnathos saltator (Jerdon's jumping ant) is the source of this 778-nucleotide messenger RNA. RefSeq lists its product as uncharacterized. Bases 309 to 689 code for a protein of 126 amino acids. The transcript has 4 exons. The record is from RefSeq and is a predicted model, not a curated record. Lineage: Eukaryota; Metazoa; Arthropoda; Insecta; Hymenoptera; Formicidae.